Molecule: messenger RNA, 780 nt
Organism: Chionomys nivalis (European snow vole)
Lineage: Eukaryota; Metazoa; Chordata; Mammalia; Rodentia; Cricetidae
Product: tripartite motif-containing protein 30A-like
Exons: 3
Coding region: 1-780 (259 amino acids)
Molecular function (GO): zinc ion binding
Source: RefSeq, a predicted model, not a curated record
AUGGCCUCAUCAGUCCUGGGGAUGGUCAAGGAGGAGGUGACCUGUCCUAUCUGUCUGGAGCUUCUGAAAGAACCUGUGAGUGCCGAUUGUGACCAUAUCUUCUGCCGAGCCUGCAUCACUCUGAACUAUGAGUCCAGCAAAGGCAAAGAAGGGGAGGGCAUCUGCCCUGUGUGCCGAGUGAGUUACCUGUUUGGAAAUCUGAGGCCUAAUCGGCAUGUGGCCAACAUAGUGGAGAAGCUCAGGGAGUUCAAGUCCAGCCCAGAGGAGGAGCAGAAGGUGAAUGUCUGUGUACAACAUGGAGAGAAACUCCAGCUCUUCUGUGAGAAGGACAUGGUGGCCAUCUGCUGGCUUUGUGAGAGAUCUCAGGAGCACCGUGGUCACCAAACAGCUCUCAUUGAAGAGGUGGCCAAUAAGUACAAGGGGAAGCUCCAAGCUGCCCUGAAGAUGCAGAUGGCUAACGAGAAAAGAUGUGACCAGUGGGAAGAUGACCUUCAAAAAGAGAGAACUUUCUGGAAGAACCAAAUGCAGAGUGAGGCAAAAAACAUUCAGAAGGAGUUUAAAGGACUGCGGGAAUGCCUGGACUCCAAGGAGAAGAAUGAGCUGCAGAAGCUGAAGCAAGAGUGGGAAGACAUUCAGGACAUCCUGGAAGAUUCACAAAACGAGCUGGUGAAGCAGACAGAUUCAGUGACAGAUCUCAUCUUGGAUCUGGAGCAUCAGUUGGAGUGCUCAACCAUAGAGAUGCUGCAGAUAAGACUGUAUGCAGAAAGAGCCAAUAUCUGA